This is a messenger RNA of Amoebophrya sp. A25, 2690 nucleotides long. The record is from the annotation of a GenBank genome assembly. NCBI's taxonomy places the organism in Eukaryota, Dinophyceae, Syndiniales, Amoebophryaceae.
AUGGCUGCAAGUAGUAGUGAAGAAAAACUAGAAACUGGUUCUGCCACUGCAGAAGUUGUGAUGGAAGAGGCUACUUCAAAUGAUGACAUCUCAAGAAGGUCAAACGCCAACACAGAGUUGGCUAAUGCUCAGGCUUUUGCAUGUUGCGUGCCCAUGACUACGAAAACCGAUGUUGCUGCACACCAGCCUUCUCUUGGUGGACAAGAAUCGGGAGAAGUAGACGAGUAUCGUCUGCUAGGGAAGGUAACUCUCCCAGUCUCUCCCUCCCCAGCAGACAAGCGUGCUGAGCGACUGCGUGCACAGAUUAAGGCUGUCGAGAGAGUUUAUAAUUCUUCUUGUGCGUUUUCGCUUAGACUUAUCUUUUCUCCUGAGCUGUAACUGAAACUGCAUACUUCUGAAAGAGAUUGAUCAUACCAGCACCGACUGGAUAGAAAUUUGUGACCAACGACGGACUGUUGUACUACACUGUACCAAAAGCGAGCUCCUCUUCUAAUCAUCUGUGCCAUGGACCUGACGCGUGCGAGUCGACACGAUUAGCGGCUGCUCUGCGUUUGAUGGAUUUCCUUUGUCGGACGCCCUUGAGGCUGCAAGAAAUGAAACCGGUGGAGUUGGUGCAGGUGAUUUGCGCUACUAGCAAAGUGAUCCUGUUUCUCCCGGAGGUGCACUCAGUGAUCUUCGGCUUGCUCUACAAGGACAAUGUUUUGUUAUGGGUGUAGGGAAUUCAUCAUCUCCAAGUGAGGCGUCUGAGAGAGAGAAAAAGACAAGAGGAAAGAGGGACCCAGGUGAUGAUCCCUGAGAUGAAUUUCCUAUACCUCUAACUUUGGCAAGCUUAAACGGUGUGGAGUUAGCUAUCGUCGCGAACGCGCUGACACGGUGGCCCUCGUAUAGCAGUAAGCCUGAGUUACUCCUGGAGAAAAUGGCACCGCACAUUUUAGAAAGGUGCAUUCCAUUCGGAACUACUAGGACGCCUCCAACAGCUUCUACUUGUGCCAAAGACGACGACCAAACCAACGCACACCAAAGAAAUCUUGAUCGGGCAGAACAGACAGAGGCCUAUUAUGCAGGUGCGAGGGAAAGGAGUGCUAGGAAGAGGGUGAACUACAACAGUCAUGGUCAACGUCCAAGCUUAGGAGGUCAAAACGUUCUUCCUCAUCACGGAGUCCAGGUCGUGCAUGCCUUUGCUAAGAUUGGAUUGCGGCAUGAAGAGAUACUGGGAUGGUAUGCGACGCAGCAUGUUUUGUUAAGGCUUCGACCGUCUUUCUAAAAGGCAUCAGGAUGUAUCUGGGUCGGUCUCUGAUGUAUUUGGGUCUCUCAACUGGUGAGCCUACUCGGUUCUUUCUCUUCAGAAUGGGAAUUUGGCACCGUUUGAAGACCUUGAUGCAGUAUGGACGUCGGUUUUUUCAGAAGAACAAGAACUAGGUAGUUAUAAUAAGCCCAGAAUUAUUCUUCUAAUGCCACCUUUUCUAGAGGACUGCGAGUGGCGGAAUGUCAAGCAAAUGUUGGUGUCGCUAGUCAAAGUCGACGCUCCGUGUGUGGACGACGAUGCGACCACCUCAAGAACUACAUACAACUACAGCUUAGUUGUACAACAAGAUCAUAACACGGAAAAACCGACCGAGGACUCAGUCAAGCUGUCGUCUCCCAUGACGAUACGGAGUAUAUUUGAUAAGUGGCUGUUUCCAAAAGUGAAUCCAGCUUUUUGUGAUUUGGACGUAGUGGGCAUCGGCUACGCCUUUCUGCACGUGAAGCUGUUUUCACUUGCCUCGUGUCUCCAUUUCCUGCGCGAAAUUGGAACGCGCAAGAUGGGUUCAAAAUCCUUCGCGCAUCAAAUUCAAACGAUGUUGCUUUCUCUAGAGUGCUUCGGCAGCGACAGGCAGGAGACGAAGCUCGAGGUUAAGAACGAGGAAGGAUCUGCUUCUCCAACUUCGACUUCAAGUGGAUCUUCCUCAACUGCCGCAGGAACUGCAACAGGAAUUAUAAUAUUGCGUGAAAAGAAAGAUUCAGCGGUUCGUUAUCUCUCUCUCCGUGACUUGCACAUGCUAGAUAACCUUGUAAAGGGUACGGAAGCGUUUCUGUGUCCUGGAGAAGCCGAGACGGGGUUACAGGAAAGCGGUCCCCAAUUUGAGGUGGAAAAAGCUUUGCUCGAUGGAUGUGCUGCUACGGGGGAAAUAGAUUCCUGUGGAGGAAAAAUGAUGAAGUCCGUCACCCGUGAAGCUGCGGUUUUGGGUUCGCCAUUUUUCAUCGAUCUUCAAGUGGAGCUUGCUUGAAGUUGAAGCUCGUUGGGUAUCUCAAAAACUUUUUUUUUCUCGUAUCGAAGAUCAACAAUUUGCUCGACUUGUUAGUGUAGUCUAGGGAAUAACAUAAGUAUUUAUAAUGAAAAUCAUGGAGGGAGCUAAGAGUUGUUAGAUUCUUAAUAUGGUUUUUUUACAGGAUAAAUAGGGGACACAAUUGAAUUUUCGGACACACUUGCUUGAUGACUUUCUUUGUCGGUUUUUUCACUCUGUUUUUUGUUUGAACACGGGAAGACACAGGGAAACAGUACUAUUAUGACUCACAACAAUCUAUUUGAUGAAAGUGGCGCGACCACAACAGGGAAUACGAUGGAUUAUACCUUAAAAAUGCACACUCCACUUUCUGCAUGAAACACUGCGAAAGAUCCUCAAUGUUUCGACGCUAGUGCGCGUCUAACG